Molecule: messenger RNA, 1005 nt
Organism: Rodentolepis nana
Lineage: Eukaryota; Metazoa; Platyhelminthes; Cestoda; Cyclophyllidea; Hymenolepididae
Source: the annotation of a GenBank genome assembly
AUGCUGAGUGCGUUAGCUGUUGUAGGCGGCUUUGGUGCUGCUCUUUUUGGUGCCAACAAAUAUUACUUUUCCGGGGGAAAAUGCUAUGAAACAGGACGUUUGGAUGGAAAACACGUCAUUGUAACUGGCGCUAAUACUGGAAUUGGGAAAGAAACGGCUGGGGAAUUAGCUAGACGUGGAGCAACUGUGAUAAUGGCUUGUCGAAAUAUUGAGAAAGCUGAAGCUGCUAAAUCAGAUAUUUUGGCUCUCUACGGAAAGGAUCAACCCACAGCUUUGACUAUGAACGUCGUUAACAAUCAAGUUAAAGAAAGUCUUACUCCCAUUGAACCUGAGCAGCUCAUUAUCGAGAAGUUGGAUUUGGGUUCUCUAAAAUCCGUUCGAGAAUUCGCUGGUCGUAUCAUCGAGAAGAAUAUAAAGAUUGAUGUUCUAAUUAAUAAUGCUGGGAUAAUGGCCUGUCCUUGUGCAGAAACUGAGGACGGUUUCGAAAGUCAAAUUGGAACUAAUCAUCUUGGCCCGUUUCUUUUAACAGAACUUCUCUUACCUACCAUUAAAAAGGCAGGAGAAGGUGCAAGAAUUAUAUUUCUCUCUUCAAGGGCACAUUAUCGAGCGAAGACUAGCUUGGUUCCGCUAGAUAUAAAGGAGGGUUAUAAUCGAUUUGAGUGCUACAGUAGAUCCAAACUGGCAAACGCAAUGUAUGCGCACUAUUUGAGUAAAACGCUGGCUCCUUUUGGAAUUCAAACUGCCAGUGUUCAUCCUGGUGUCGUUCAAACGGAAUUAUUCAGAUUUCUUGGAGUAUUUUCGUUCAUUCCAAACUUCCUAUCACGACCUUUUAUGAAAACGCCGUGGGAGGGUGCACAGACAACCCUCUACACAGUUCUGACGCCAAAUUUAACCUCAGGUGCAUACUAUGCCGAUUGUAUUGAGACCAAAGCCCUGCCGAUUGUUUAUGACCAAUCCGCUGGAGAACAACUUUCGGAGGCUUCUCGUGUAGCUGUUGGAAUAUGA